Scheffersomyces coipomensis is the source of this 2193-nucleotide messenger RNA. RefSeq names its product peroxisome biogenesis protein. The coding region runs from base 332 to 2077 and encodes 581 amino acids. NCBI's taxonomy places the organism in Eukaryota, Fungi, Ascomycota, Pichiomycetes, Serinales, Debaryomycetaceae. The record is from RefSeq and is a predicted model, not a curated record. Gene Ontology annotation, biological process: peroxisome organization. The transcript has a single exon. Gene Ontology annotation, cellular component: peroxisomal membrane.
AAAAAUAAAAAUUAAACUUCAACUGUUAACAAUUCAACCAACCAACGAACGAUUACUAUACAACCACCACACAUUCAAUCAUCAAAAGGGAUCUCUAGAACAUCUAACUGGAACAUACAUUCACUUCCAUUGAUUGAUUCUUUACUGUACUUGGCUGCGGUUGUUUCGAUCUUAAUUAUAUACCUCCAUCAGUUGAUCUCAAUAUAAACACAGCAAUCCUAACUAAACACGUUUAUAAUCAUUCAUUGAUCCAACCAUCCAUCCCUUAUUCCAAUCAAUCUAUGAACCAAUACUCUCAUAACUAAUCAUACCAAUUAAUAAUCUAAUCCAAAUGGUGGCAUCAAGUCAAGCAUCAACCAAUAAUGCUGCCAAUGGUCUCCCCACAAAUUCAACUACAACGUCUAAUACAAAUACAAAUCAACUUGAACAUCAAUUAAGUCCUCAUUCAAGUUUAGGUGAUUAUGAUUUCUCUGAAAAUAUCCUAAAUGAUGAUGAAAAUGAUGAUGCUAACUUGACAGGAUCAGGUAAUGGUGGUUUGGGAAUAGAUGUUAAAGCUCAAUUCACCACUGAUUUAAAUACUGAUGAAAAUAUCUUGACUGCUAAACCUCAAACUUCACCUUUAUUAUCAUCAACUCCACCAACUGUGGCAAAAUCUUUAAUUCGAGCAUAUCCUUACCUUUUAAUCAUUAAUAAAUUAUUAUCAGUGGCAACUUGGACAAAUGAUGAUUAUUGGAUUAAUAUAAUCAUUCUUAGUACUUUUUCAUUAUUUAUUUUAUAUUUUGAAAAUUUAAUUAUUUGGUUAGGUCAUAUUAUAAUUGUUGGAAUUAUUACAUUAUACACUAUCUUAAAUAAUAAAAUAUUAGAAGAAACAAAACAACAUCCUACUUUAGAUGAUGUGGUUCAAGCUUUAACUGCUACUUGUAUUAAAGCUGAUAUGUUAUUAAAUCCAAUCACUUCAUUAGCAUUCACAUCUUAUGAUAUUAAACGAUUAUUAUUCACUACUAUCUUUUUAACUCCAUUAUAUCUUAUCCUUACAUUUUUAAUUAUAAAACCAAGAUUUAUCUUAUUAAUUACAGGAAUAUUCAUCUUAACUUAUCAUUCAUCAUAUUCAAGAAUCAUUAGAAGGAUCGUUUGGAAAGUUAAAUUUGUUCGUUUAUUAGUGUUUUAUUUAACUGGGUUAGAUUUCCUGCAAGCUAAAAAUCAUUCAUUAUUUGCUGCUGCAUUUGCAAAAGUUCAAAAAAAUACAGGUUUAUCAUCAUCAUUAUCAUCCACCACUUUAAGUUCAGGGGGUGGUGCAGCCGGUACUAAUAAUUCAAAUAAACCCGUUAGAUUCACUUAUGUCAUUUAUGAAAAUCAAAGAAGAUGGUUAGGAAUUGGUUGGACUUCAAAUCUUUUAUCUUAUGAACGAGCUCCAUGGACUGAUGAAUUUUUAAAUGAAAGUUCAGCCAUUGAUGCAUUCAAAUUACCUAAUGCCAAUGAUGCUCAAUCAAUCACUGAUGAUGGAGAAAAUGAUAAUAAUAAUUUCAGUAGAUUAAAUGGUGCAACAUGGAGAUGGGUUGAUAAAACUUGGAGAUUAGAUUUAACUAAUGAUGGAGCUAUUACUUUACAAAAUAAUAAACGUCCAAAAACAAGUGCAAAUCCAACUAGUGAUGAAGGAUUUAUUUAUUAUGAUAAUACUUGGAAAAAACCAUCAACAGAAGAUACAUUUUCAAAAUAUACUAGAAGAAGAAGAUGGAUUAGAACUGCUGAAUUAAUCUUUGAUAAUGGUAAUGAAUCAGUCACAAGUGGAGCCAAAGUUCAACCUGUAAAUGAAGAUGCUACAUUAUUUAAAAAGAAAAGUUUAAGAUUUUCAGAAGUUAUAACUGAACAUAGUGGAGAUGGAGAAGUUAAUAAAGUGAAGAGUGGUCAUGGUGAUGAAAAGCCUGUAUUGGAAGCGAUUUUAUCGGGUGAUGAAGAUGAUAAUGAAGAAGAACAUGAGGAAGAAGAGGAUGAAAGACAUGACGAUAUAACAGAAGUAAAAAGUAAAUCGAUAGUAUCAGAAUCAAUAGAUACGACCAUAACUUCUUCAACUAAUUAAAGAAAAAAAAGGGUUAACGAUGUCUCCCCCUCCCCACAUAAUAAUUCAUUAUAUAGAAUGCCAGUAUAAUUCAUCAUUCGGCGAGCCGAAGUAGAAGUAUAUGUUAUUUAUUAAUA